UGCAGAGUGCUGUGUGCCAUCAGUAUCGUGGCCGUCGUCUUCUUCGGAGCGAUCGGAGCGGAGCUUUCGACCCGAGAUCGCAUACGGAUUCACAAAGAAUGGCUGGAACGACGGGCGGCGCAGAAAACACACUCCAGCACCACCGUUCUGCCUCAGCCCUCCGAUGCUACGACCCAAAGAACUACCUAUACAUUUCGAAAACUGAUUAAGUUCAGUGUACAAAAUGAACCGCUGUCAGAGAAUGACGUCUCUUUCGUUCCCCAUUUCGAAGGAGACGCGGGUGGUGGUAGUGGUGCUGGUGAUGGCAGUAACGUUGCUGAAGGUGUCAAUAAAAACGUCAUCGUUGCGAACGGGGCAAGCAAGCAGCCGGAAGCGUCUCAUCAUCGUCGGGAUCAGCAGGGGCGGGAGCUGCAUCACCAUCGGGUUCACCAUGGAGGAUAUGCCACGCCUCAGCCCGAGCUGAGAGGAAAGGACCUUUUGACGGAGGAUGGCGACCGGUACCGGUACGAGGUAGUCACCGCACAGGAAGCUGGCGUCUCUGAACCGGCGCACCCGCUGGGAGCGCAGGACCGGAAGGAACCCGAUUCCAAACCGGUGGUAUAUGUAAUGGGACCAUCAGGAGGUGACGAAGCGGGACUCGGAACUCCGUCUCCCGACUUGGAAGAGCACCCACGUCCGACCGUGGCCACCGACGUGGCCCAAAUUAAUGUCCCCUUGUGGCUCCUACACCAGAACCGGAGCGCUGGCACUAGCGACAACGCUCCUCCCGGACCGAAUGAUUUGUCGAGUGGCAGCAGCAUCAGCGAAACGACCACCAGCCAUAAAUUAGAUGCCACCACGGAGGAGCCAAACGCGACCGGAAAUGCCGCGGUGCACGUUCGUUCGAGCACAAAACCUUCCGGCGAGGGGGCCGGGCCGGAUCCGACCGCGACCAACAGCGUCGAGGAGCCCCGGAUGACGGCACUCGCAUUACCCUCGAGCCCGGCGACGGCCCUGCAGCUGGCCGAUGGAAACGUGACCGUGCGCAAUUUGUUCGGCCCGUGGAGCAACUGGACUGCCUGCUCGAGGACGUGCGGGGGAGGCGUCAAGACGCAGCACCGAACCUGCUGGAAGCGCGAGUACAUAAAUGGAAAAAAGAGUACGAAACCGGGCGUCGAGAGCCAUGAGUGUAUUGGAAUCAUCAAGCGCUUUCACCUUUGCAACGAACAGGAUUGCCCAACAACCGACGGAGACUUCCGUGAGCAGCAGUGUGCCCGUUUCAAUAACCAAACGUUCCAGGAUAAACGUUACAUAUGGGAAGCGUUUGUGAAAGAGGAUGCCGAGUGCGAACUGAACUGUAAGCCGAUCGGAAUGCGUUAUUUUGCGACACUGAAUAAAACUGUCGUCGACGGAACGCCUUGCAUCAAACCGACGGAGUACUUCCGAAACAACGAGUCGACCGUUGGCCGAGGGAUAUGCGUCGAGGGUGUGUGUAAGGCCGUUCACAACAGUGGCGUCAUCUCCGGCACGUUCAUGAACUAUGGCGCCGUCCGGUGCGGUACGACCGUGUGCCGGCCCAUCUCCGGCAUCUACACGAAGACCAACCACAACAACGGGUACGUGCACGUGGCCAAAAUACCGCCCGGUGCAUCCAACAUCACGAUAACGGAGCUGCAGAACAGCCAAAACUAUCUCGCGCUGAAAUCGGCCGACCAGCGAUUUUUCAUCAACGGCGACUACACCAUCUCGCUGAGUGGCCACUACAGCGCCGCCGGCACCGUAUUCGAUUACCGCCGGGUCGAUGGGUUGACCAACGGCUCGAACAGCAGCUUCCGGCACGUGGAGGGCAUCACCGAGUGGGUGACGGCGCCCGGCCCAACGACCGAGCCGGUCCAGCUGUUCCUGCUCUCGCAGUCACCGAAUCCGGGCGUCAAGUAUGAGUAUCUGCUUCCGGUCACUGAUGCACUCACCGGCGAACCGUCCUCGCUCGAGGAUCCCAGCGCAGAAGCUGGAAACGAUAUUUCGGAAAAGGCCAACCUGCGCGUACCGAAGCAGCAGCGUCCAGCGGCAUCGACGACCGCCAAUGCAACCACGCCCACGACGGGUCGUGUAGGACAACGGAAGCGGAAGUACCUUUGGAAGGUGGUCGGCUUCAGUGCGUGCAGUAAGUCGUGCGGUGGCGGUAUCCAGCAGCCCGUGAUCCGCUGUGUCCGCGAGUCACCGACGCGCAACUUCCCGGUCAAACGAUGCGCCCACCUGCCGCAGCCGGUGCUGAACGAGAACCUUAUGCGCUGCAACACCCAGCCUUGCCCGGCGUACUGGAAGCUCGGCGAUUGGGGCCAGUGCAACUGCGAGGAGCGGUACGACGAGGAGGUGCUGCGAACGCGCGAGGUCAAGUGUGUCCAGGAGUUGCUUUCGGGGAUCGUGAUUCAGGUCAGCAAUGGCGCUUGCAUGGACGAACUUCCGCCGAGCACGGAACGGUGCGAAUGUUCGCGCGUUGUGAAACCUACCCCUGCUAGGAACGGUGGCGAGCGGCCACACCACAAACCGACCGGUCAGUCGAGCCAGGAUGGGCAGCAUCAGCACCAUUCCGCACACCACGGUCACCGGGGGCAUCAGCACUCGCGGGACCACGAAGCCACCACCACGCUGCUGACACAGAACGACAUGGAUAACGGAUCGUCCAGUGCCCGGCCAAUCAGCAACGGGCCAGCGCAUCGACGUAAACCACGACCGGACAGUAACACCAUCAGCCAGCAGGCGGAAUCGAAGAAGACGGGCGUUUGGCUGACCGCCAACUGGAGUGCCCGGUGUUCGACAACAUGCGGCAUCGGCCUGCAGACACGCUCCAUCUUCUGCGAUCGCAGCUCAUCGCGCAACUCGGAACGUUGCGAUCUCCGUCUGAUGCCGGAAACGACCCGCGAGUGUACCAGCGAUAGGGCCUGUGAAUUUGGGGAAUGGUUCACCGGUCCCUGGACAUUGUGCUCCGGUGAUUGCUUCAACCUGACGCGCUCCCGGACGGUACUUUGCAUCCGCAACGAUCACUUCGCGCCGGAAAGUGAGUGCGACCCGGACAACCGACCGAAAACUAUCGAACCCUGCGACACCGAAUCAUUCGACGAGUGUAAACCUAAAUGGCACUAUUCCGAGUGGACCGACUGCACCAAACCCUGCGGAAGUGGCAACCAGCGACGCGUGGUCAAGUGCUUGGAGUUCAAUCUGCGCGACAAAAUGCUCCAGGAAUCGGUCGGCUGCCGUUACGCCGACCGGCCGACGUCGUACCGGGUGUGCAACGAGGAGGCAUGCCCGCUGACUACGGUUCCACCGACGACGACCACCACCACGACCACCUACUAUCCUGCCACCCUGUCGACUUCGUUCGCACCGUCGGCCGAUCCGUACUACGAGACGCGCACCGAUAUGAUGUCAAACGAUGAAAACUGCCGAGACGAUUUCCCGAACUGCACCAUCGUGCUGAAGGCCAAGCUGUGCACCUACGCGUACUACAGCCAGGCAUGCUGUCAGACGUGUCGAACGCGGCAGAAUGAGCUGUACUAA
Molecule: messenger RNA, 3537 nt
Organism: Anopheles coustani
Lineage: Eukaryota; Metazoa; Arthropoda; Insecta; Diptera; Culicidae
Gene: loh
Product: thrombospondin type-1 domain-containing protein 4
Exons: 10
Biological process (GO): extracellular matrix organization
Cellular component (GO): extracellular matrix
Molecular function (GO): metalloendopeptidase activity
Source: RefSeq, a predicted model, not a curated record